This is a messenger RNA of Exophiala bonariae, 1290 nucleotides long. RefSeq lists its product as uncharacterized. The coding region runs from base 1 to 1290 and encodes 429 amino acids. Gene Ontology annotation, biological process: ribosomal large subunit assembly; rRNA processing. The transcript has a single exon. Gene Ontology annotation, cellular component: nucleolus. The record is from RefSeq and is a predicted model, not a curated record. Gene Ontology annotation, molecular function: 5S rRNA binding. NCBI's taxonomy places the organism in Eukaryota, Fungi, Ascomycota, Eurotiomycetes, Chaetothyriales, Herpotrichiellaceae.
AUGUCUUCCUCGUUGAAAACUGCACCGCAACAAUAUAAGCAGCCGUCACGAAAAGGCAAGAAGGCAUGGCGCAAAAACGUCGACAUCGGAGAAGUCCAGCAAGGACUGGAGACGCUUCGAGAGCAAAUCAUUCAGGGCGGACCGAUUGCAGAGAAACCUUCGGAGGAACUGUUUGCACUUGACACGAUAGGUUCAGAAGAUAUAAAGAAGAGAUACAAAGUUCAGAAGCCACUGAAGGUCGAUGAGAUCCUCGCUAAACGCUCCGCCGUCCCCGCAGUCGAUUCACGGAAGAGACAACAUUCUGCACUCACCGACGGCGUCCUUGAACUUUCGAGCAAGAGGCACAAACCAGACUGGGUAAGCAAGAAAGAGGUCCAACGCCUGAAAAGUGGUCUCAACACUGCAUCGAGAUUGAACACGGAAAAUCUGGACGACGAGCAGCCAGGGGUUGAUUUGUGGGCAGUAGAAGCACCGGUUACUGUUCAGGAAGACAUCUCGAUCGAAUAUAUCCCUAAACCUCGAGCUAAAGUUGCACCUGUCACGCUUCAAAAAGCACCAAUACCUAUGACUGCGGAUGGUCGCCCAGUCCGAGCUGUUCAACAACCCAAUGCUGGCACAAGUUACAAUCCAUCCUUCGAAGAAUGGGACGAUUUACUCAACCAAGAAGGAGCCAGAGAAAUGGAAGCUGAGCGCCUGCGACUCUUGGAGGCCACACUUGCUGCGGAGAAAGAAGCCAGGGUACAAGCUCUUGCUGCUUUGCCGGAGUCGAACCCGGCCGACGAUGAGAGUGCGUGGGAAGGGUUCGAGACAGAGAAUGAAGAUGCUGAAGGACUGAAGAAGAAGCGGCCGCAACGCAAAACACCAUCGCAGAGGAACAAGGUCAAGCGGAGAAAAGAGAUCGAGCGACUGGCCAAACAUGAGAAGCGAAUGGGAGAUAAGUCGCAAAGGCAAGAAGACGUGAUCAUGGCUCUGAUCAAGCAACACCAGGCGAGCGAAUUGGAAGUAGGGAAUGAAACACCAGAGCUCGGAGAUGGUGACGACCGAGUUUUGCGUCGACGGAAACGAGGAAAUGCGCCAAUACCGGAGAAAACUCUGGAGGUUGUACUUCCAGAUGAGCUUCAGGACUCACUCCGACGCCUGAAACCUGAAGGUAACUUGCUGAACGAUCGGUUCCGGAAUUUACUGGUGAAUGGCAAAGUGGAGGCACGCAAGAUCAUCCAUCAACCGAAGAAGCGCAAGGUCAAGAUGACAGAGAAAUGGAGUUAUAAGGAUUUCAGCAUCCAGGUCUGA